GCAUCGCGAGUCUACUCCGCCCACCCAACACCAACACCCCUCCCAUUUGAAAAAAAAAAUCCCCUGAGUUUCCGGAAAUUAACAAACUCGUGAUGUCAGGAGAGUAACAGGGAAACAGCUAGCUAGCGUCUGCUUCUGGACAAUGUUAAACAAAUUGAAAACGAUUUCAGUUCGCUGCAAUGUGAAAUGCGAAAGAGAAUGGAUAUAUCAAAACUGAUGAAGUACGGACACUUUUUCUUACGCCUGUGGAUUGUCCCUUCGCCUCUUCCUAUGGAUGUCACGUCAAGCUAAAGGACUCAGGAAUUCGGAUUUGCAGCGUCUGCUAACUGUGUUGCUAUAACGUUACAACGCUGCUCCUGUCCCAGUUAAUAUGACGCGACUUGCUCUUGAUCAAGUGACAGAUUUUGGCGAUUUUACUAGAGGUAAAGAUUUAAACGAGUUUUUAAAGCAAACGUUUUUAAACAAUUCUUCCAAAAAUGGUUUGUCGGAUGUUAGAAUCAGCCCUGAUGGACGCCACAUCCAUGUUAUUCUUCGUAAACCGAAGUGUGGUCUCUUGACAUUUGACAAAUUUCAGAGACCACAUCUAAUACAAUGUCAGAAGCAUCUAGAUUUAGUAUUAACCAAAACUGCACCAAUUGUUGACGUUGUGUAUCUGGAUAACAACAAAGACAGUGGUGUGGCAAUACUCACUGUGGUAUUCGAAAAUGGCAAGGCGGAAUUCUGGAAAUUUUGGGAACGGAAAUCGGGUUGGCAUUUGUUACAAACUGUGGAUCUAUGCAAUAGCCCAAGGGCCCGAGUCGUAUCUGUUUGUGUCAGCCUGAAUUUCAUUGUCUGGUGUGAGGAAAGGCCUCCGUCGGAAAGCUCAUCUACCGUCAAUGCAAGCCGCAAUAACUUCAGGUACUGUAUCUGCAAAAGAACCAUUGAAGUGGACGAAGGGGGUAUAAGCCUAGGAGGAGUCAAAAUCGCAUUGCAUAACAAUCCCCGUUACAUGGUCAUCAGCUCAGGCGAGAAUGUGUACCUAUUUUCGGAUGAUGCCAAGGAUACAUCUCCAGGGACUGUUUCCAAAUGUUUUCUGACGUGGUCACCUCAGCAUGAUUUGUUUAGAGUCGGCUCUACAUGUGAGGGUGUUCUGCAUCAGAGGGCCUCUCCUACAAACAGGGAGUCUGACUUCAAGCGCCUGGUCACUGACUGUAUAGGAGCUAUUUCAGCCAUCAGCCCACCAGCCAUCUAUGGAUUUGCUCCGACGGGCAGUGGUGGUCUCCUGUUCCUCCUCAGCUCGGGGUGGGUCUGUGAGAUGCAGAAGGAUGGCGUCCUGCGGCACAUAUACAAGCUGCCAGACAACUGCCUCGCUAGCUGCGGGACGCACAACAGCCUGAGCAUCUACCACAACAUUUUAGCACUGACUGUGGGCAGGACCCUCUACUUGAUUGACACCAAAUGUGGCCGAGAGCUGGAAAAGAUCCCCCUGAAAAAGGAGAGCCUCUUGUUCGUGAACUGCCUGGAGAAUAACACCCCGCACUUGUUGUCUGACACCGGCCUGUUCGUGGUGAUGCGCCGGGAGACCGACCUGAAAAACAAACCGUCGUCCCCCGGUGGCCACGGCGAGGUGGUCAGCUCAGGCGCCGUCCUCGUGGAGGCCGUCUUUGAAGAGGCGUGUAAAUACUACCAGCAGAGGAGCCUCGGGAGCACACAGCUGACCGCUGAGAAGCUGAAGAAAGGGGGGAUGUUUCAGGCACCCCUGUCGCUGGCGGCCAUCCUCCGGGACUACCUCAGUGGCCAGAAGCCUGCAGACAUCGCUAAGUGCAACGGUGGCAACGAGAAACUGCUGUGCUCCCUGGACGGCGAGCUCAAGAGUUUGGUGGCGCUGGAGAGCAUCAAAGCGACUCUGGUGAAGGCCACGGAGAAGGACCUGGAGGCCCUGGGCGAGACGCUGGUCCAGCAGGAGGUCAGCAGGCUCCUGACCUCCGAGGUGGAUCGCGAGAACCUCGUCUACCUGAACUUCGUCUUCCAGACGUUCCCCGACGAGGCGUGGCACGCGCUUCAGAGCGUGCUGCAGCUGCGGUGCAACGGCGAAGGCUCACUGUCCACUAAAGCUCCCGUCGAGGUGUGGAAGACAGUUCUCGCGCCCAUCGCGACCACGUCCAACUUCCACCACCACCACCACAACGGGCAGCAAAAGCAGGCCCCCGCCAACGUGGCACUGCCCAUGUUCGAGCUGCUCUGCCACUCGGUGUUCAGGCACCAGCCCGCCUGGCUGCCCAGGUUCCUCGACCUGGCCCAGGAGCAGGCCGGCUCCUCGUCCUCCUCGUCCACCUGGGGCUACGGCGUGAAGGAGUCUCCCGAGAGCCUGCCGCUCUACAAACGGGCACUGACGGUGCUCCCGGACGGCGGCAGCGGUGAGUACCAGGACCUGGAGGUGGAGCUGCUGCUGUGCAGCCGGCGGCCCAACGCCGUCAUGCAGGCGCUGCGCAUCCUCAUGGGCCAGGGCCAGUGGGAGUGGGCCACGCGUGUGGCCGAGCGCUUCUGCCGGCAGAGCCCGCUGCUCAACAAGGAGAUCUUCACCACGCUGCUGUGCGAGGUGUCGCACCACCGCCACCUGGACCCUUACCUGGAGCUGCUGUGGGCGCUCUGCCCCGAGGACCUGACCGUCACCAGCAUCCUCAACAUCGUGCUCAAGAACCUGCCCGCCUCCGGCCUGAGCACCGGAGCCCAGGGUGGGGCCACAGGGCCCUUCCCAGGCCAGAGCAGCAGCCAGCUGACAAUCGGGCUCCUGAAGCCGCUGCUCAGCAAGGUGCUGCUGCGCGAGACCAAGCCCAGCCAGAGGUACGCCGACAUCCUCCAGUCGCCCACCUUCCCGCCGCCCACUCCCCCGCGCCAGAACAAAGGGCUCCCCAGGGCCGCCACCGAGCCUGCCCUGGACCAGCAGGACUCCAAGCCAAGGACUUCGUCAGGGCCUGAAGUGGCGUCACCCCUCAAUCCUGUCUAACUGUGUUCAUGCUUUUUCCUCUCUCCUCUGAUUGGCCAAUCCCCUCUCGCUGACUUGACUUCAAUCACGAGACCAAUGGAGUACACAGAGUUCAUUUGUGUGUGUUUGUGUGUGUGUGUGUGUGGGAUUGGGGGUGUUCCUCUCACUGAAGAGAAGGAUUGGAGACUGAUUAAAGAACACAUUGGUGUUUACACUAAAGCUGUGUGAUUGAAUGUUGAAUGACAUUGAUGGGAUGAUUUAUGAGCUGCAUUUUUGAAAGCAUCUAUCUUAAUCAAACUCCUGGAUUGUUGUGCUGAAAAUGGUGUCAUGCAGAUUGUGUGUGUGUAUUAGGCAGUAAUUCAGGAACUCCAGGAACUUUUUUUGGAAUUAAGCAGCCUUUUGGUCGCAUUGGAGUAACCUAAUGAGACCAUGCUUAACAGUCCAACCAAAGGUUAUCUUUCUCCUUUUUUUAUUUGUAAUUGCAAGAUUGUAUGCCUAUGAUGGUUAGGUAGUUCACAGGCCUAAUAAUAUAUAGUAUUAUCAUAUCAAGGCAUUGUACUGAGUAGGACAUGUAAAUGCUGAUGUAGGCCUAUUGUUUACGGUGGUGAUAAAAAAGUAGUAAGUAACCAGGCCUAUAAGAACAAGACUUAUCAUCUGUACAUUUUGUUUAAUGUACAUAUACAUACAUAAACCUAGAUUGCACAUCCAUGGAGAAACCAUGUACAAUCCAUGUCUCUCAAAGAUUGUGUAUGCUGAGAUAUAUAUUGACAUCUUGCAGUGAUAAAUAUCCUUAUCUUCAGGGCUGUGCAUGUAUGUUAUUGGUACCAUGUGACCCCUCUUGCUCAAGGCUUUUUUAUCAUAACACAAGCUAGAGUUGAUUGGAGUUGAUAACUUGAACAGACUGGACUCUGCUUUGCUACUACUGAAGAGAAAAACAACAAAAUUACAUUCUUCUCUGAAAAGGGACGCAAUCUCCUUAAAUAAAAGCGCAUACUUCAAAAGCUCAAUCUGACAAGUGGAGCCAUCUUGGGUUCAAAUCACACCCUCGCUCUGGUCACAGGCUUUCCAGGCAAGCUGUGUCGGCAGGCAGGCAAGGCAAGGCAUUCAGCAGCCCGAUUCAGCUCCCCCAGUCCCACCCUUCACAUUCCAUUGCCACUAAGCAGCAGCAGAAGCAGUCUCAGCCCCCCUGUUUAAAUUGAAUUUUGCGUAAUUCUGUUAUGCAGUGAAUGACUUGCUGGAGAGCGGUUGAGCGGCCUGCUGUGUCUUGCGUUUGGGCCCAGUGUGGCUGAUUCAAUUUGGGGCCCUUUAAACACACUGAGUCACACUCCUUUAUAUUUACACGGUCUAGAAAUGUAUACUUGGGUUUGACGGGGACUCUGAUGUAUCUUGACGUUUCAUUGGAUGGAGUCUCCAGUGAGUCAAUGAUCAGAGAUUCCUAAAACACUAAAAAUAAGAUUUUUGUCAAAAUUGAUUGUCAAUGUUUAAAGAAAGUUUUUCUUUUUCAUAUUAAUGCCUUGCAUUUCUUUUAAUCAUAUCUGACAUGCCAUGUACAGUGCUGUAAUGUGCCUAUAAACUGUUUUAUUUAUUAUUUUUUGUUGUUUUGUUUUGAUCUGCCUUGAGUCUGUGACUGCUGAACCAGGUUAUGCUGUAUGUAUUUUCCACAGUAUUGCUUUUCAGUGGCAGCCUGCUGCCAGGUUCCGAGUGGGUUUGCCUUGCAAAACAAACAUUAAUAACUUGAUCAGUGUGUUCUUGGUAAAUAGCUUAUGUUAACCCCACCCCAUUACCCUGGCUAAUAAAAUGUCUUUUGACUUA
This is a messenger RNA of Alosa sapidissima (American shad), 4777 nucleotides long. RefSeq names its product Hermansky-Pudlak syndrome 6 protein. Lineage: Eukaryota; Metazoa; Chordata; Actinopteri; Clupeiformes; Clupeidae. The transcript has a single exon. Bases 371 to 2986 code for a protein of 871 amino acids. Gene Ontology annotation, biological process: protein localization to membrane; lysosome localization; organelle organization. The record is from RefSeq and is a predicted model, not a curated record. Gene Ontology annotation, cellular component: lysosomal membrane; BLOC-2 complex.